GCCUUGUCGAACUAGAGAAUGCGUAUCCAGGAAAUAUUUUUCCAGUUUUUGCCGUGUUUAUGGCACUUUUACCGCACUUAAUCACGUCACUGCUAUUUGAAUUUUAUAGACUCUUUUCCUGAAACAUUGCAAAUCACUGUAACUUGCCGCUGCUUCAGAUCGGCCACUGAUCAACACAGUACAGUCGCCCGAAGUUAACCUUUGCUCGUGACAAGUGCGGCCGUGCGGCUAGAGGUGCAAGCAAAGCAAGCAAACCAAUCAACCGGUUAUCAAGGGUUCACUGUUGGCAAGCCGGCGACGUAGGCCAGGGCAGGUAGUUGAGUCCGUUGCAACGAUGGCAUCUGAGGUGGAAAAGGCGCAGCAGGCCAGUGCCGCUGUCAAGAGUCAGCCCACAAUCUUUGACAAGAUUAUCUCGAAAGAAAUUCCAGCCGACAUCAUUUAUGAGGAUGACCAGUGCCUUGCAUUCAAUGACAUCAGCCCCCAGGCACCAACCCACUUCCUGGUGAUCCCGAAGAGGAGGAUUGCCAUGUUGGAUGAUGUUGAGCCAAGCGACAAGGACAUUCUUGGCCAUCUAGUUUUCACUGCAUCUAAACUGGGGCGAGAGAAAUUGGGUAGUAAUGGUUUCCGCUUAGUUAUCAACAAUGGUAAGGAUGGAGCACAGUCCGUCUUCCAUCUUCACAUCCAUGUUCUUGGUGGCAGGCAGAUGCAGUGGCCUCCCGGCUAACACCCGCCUCAUCUCGUCAUACUUUUAAAUAUGUUCCCAUAAGUGAGUUUGAGAAUAUAUUUCAUUUUAAAAUUACUUUUCUUAUGGUUUAUCCUUUGAUGUUGCGUAAAAUAUGUAACAAUCUCUCGGUUAUUGCCUCAUCUCAAAAAUACUUAGCAUUUUUACACUCUUUGUGAAUCGUUUGGAUAGGCAUAGAAUAAUAAUAAAUAAAUGAACAGAG
This is a messenger RNA of Frankliniella occidentalis (western flower thrips), 944 nucleotides long. RefSeq names its product histidine triad nucleotide-binding protein 1. The transcript is spliced from 4 exons. Gene Ontology annotation, molecular function: hydrolase activity. NCBI's taxonomy places the organism in Eukaryota, Metazoa, Arthropoda, Insecta, Thysanoptera, Thripidae. Bases 335 to 724 code for a protein of 129 amino acids. Gene Ontology annotation, biological process: purine ribonucleotide catabolic process. The record is from RefSeq and is a predicted model, not a curated record. Gene Ontology annotation, cellular component: nucleus; cytoplasm.